Molecule: messenger RNA, 759 nt
Organism: Prorocentrum cordatum
Lineage: Eukaryota; Dinophyceae; Prorocentrales; Prorocentraceae
Source: the annotation of a GenBank genome assembly
AUGGUGGUCGGGCACUCCGACGACAACAAGAAGACGCGCGUGCGACUUCCAUCAGGCACCCGGAAGACCAUCCCGUCCACCUGCCGCGCCAUCGUGGGCAUCGUCGCCGGCGGCGGCCGCAUGGACAAGCCCGUUCUGAAGGCGGGCAACAACUUCCACAAGUACCGCGUGAAGCGCAACAGCUGGCCCAAGGCCCCGCCGCCCCCGGGCCGCGCCCCUCUCCCCCCCCGCCGCGGCCCGCCGCCCCGCCGGUCGUGGCUGCCGUCGUCGCCGUCGUGGCCCAGCAGGUGUGCAGGCGUGGGAGGGGAGUUAUUUUCCCCAAUUAGAGCUGUGCGUGGCCCGUCUAGCUUUUAUAGCGGAAGAGGUUCGCUCUCGCCCCGCCGACCAAAAAAGGUGCGGGAGGGGAGGGGCGAAGGGGCGGCGACGGGGCGGCCGUGGGAGGGGCGGGGUGGAUGCUGCAGGGGCUCCACGGCGAGCUUGCCUGCAGCAAGGCUGCCGGCCUGGCCUCCCCGGGCGUGCGGGGUGGCCCCUCGAACCUCUGCGGUGACCAGGGCUGUCCGGGGGAGGGCCCUUGCCCUGCGCAAAGGUGUCACAGAACCGCCUUGCCAGGCACCCAGCGCCUGUUUCGAUUCUCCUGCGAAUUCGCGCUUGGUCACCCAGCGGCAGUCGCGGCCUUUUGCGCAGCAAGGAGGUGACAGCCAGGCGUUGUUCCCACUCCUAGCGGUCCGUACCGACAGUACAGCACUGCUACCGUGGUGA